AUGUUGCGCCAAGCUGCCGCCGCUCUCCCCCGAUCUCUGCGCGCUGCUGCGCCCAGGGCGUCCGCCAGCCAGCUGCUGCUGCGCCCACAGGCGUGCGCUGCCGUCGCCACGCCGGCUUUCCGAUCCUUCCAGCCCGCUGCCUCGAGAUGGUACAGCGAAGCCAAGGAGGAGAAGACUGAGGACAAGGCCGAAGGCAAGGAGCAAAAUGGAGCUUCCGACGAAGUCUCGGAGCUAAAGAAGAGCCUUGAGGCCAAGGACGCCGAGGCGCGCGAGUGGAAGGACAAGUGCAUGCGCACCGUCGCCGACUUCCGCAACCUGCAGGACCGCACCCAGCGAGAGGUCAAGACGGCUCGCGACUUUGCCAUCCAAAAGUUCGCCAAGGACCUCGUCGACAGCGUCGACAACCUCGACCGCGCGCUGGCCAACGUCCCCGCCGACAAGCUCAACGCCGCCGACAAGAACGACGAUGUCAAGGAGCUCGUCAACCUCUACGAGGGCCUCAAGAUGACCGAGAGCAUCCUCAUCCAGACGCUGGCCAAGCACGGCCUCGAGCGACUCGAGCCCGAGGGCGAAAAGUUCAACCCCAACGAGCACGAGGCCACCUUUAUGACGCCGCAGCCCGACAAGGAGAACAACACCGUCUUCCACGUCCAGCAGAAGGGCUUCAAGCUCAACGGCCGCGUCCUCCGCGCUGCCAAGGUCGGCGUCGUCAAGAACGCUUAA
Molecule: messenger RNA, 723 nt
Organism: Akanthomyces muscarius
Lineage: Eukaryota; Fungi; Ascomycota; Sordariomycetes; Hypocreales; Cordycipitaceae
Exons: 2
Coding region: 1-723 (240 amino acids)
Biological process (GO): protein folding; protein import into mitochondrial matrix
Cellular component (GO): PAM complex, Tim23 associated import motor
Molecular function (GO): protein homodimerization activity; protein-folding chaperone binding; adenyl-nucleotide exchange factor activity
Source: RefSeq, a predicted model, not a curated record